ACUAUAUGUCUUCUAAUCAACGAAUGUUUGACACUUGAUUCCUACCAAACCACCAAAGCAAGUGAGAACUUGACUUUUAGCCGAGAAAAGAGACAAAUUUUGAGGGUUGGCGAGGAAAAUCAUGUGAGACGAAUAUCACAGGACAGCCGGAAAGACGCAUCAUUACCACCGAGAAGGGCCAUCCCAAUUGCACUUUUGCACUUGACUCGUGGAUGGUUGUUGGCCUGGAAGACGAACUCAGAGUGUCAUCCAAGUAUAAAACGCAUCGCCUCCGAUGGUUUGGUCAUCAGUUGCUUCAACCGUCCCUGGUGAUUCACAUCCAAUCCAAGCUCCAACUCCAACUCCUCUAUCUAAUCAUGAAGGUCUUUGUUGCUCUCAUCUCCGUCGUGGCCCUUUGGUCUUUCUCGGCAGCCUUGCCCGCUGAAGAGAAGUUCCAAAGCCGGGAGAUUGUGGAUGAAGUGGAUCCCCGAAUCUUUGAGCUCGAAUACGAGCUCACUCCUCUUAAGUCGUUGAAAAAACGAGAAGCCGAGCAAGCCAGUGAUCUGGAAGCCUUCAACUUGGAUACAGAGGAGCCUUUAAAGCGCACCAAGCGCAACGCUUUCUUUGGCAGUGGCAUCAAUAACAACAAGAAGUCCUACCGUCUCCGUCGCUUUCGUUACCAAGUGGGAUCUUAUGGACAAUUUCCCCACCACUAAAAACAGUCCCGUUGAUCGAGCCUUGAACCGAUAAAUAUACACCUGGUCCACAGUUUUGUUGAUUUUGCUCUUGUUAACUGGAAUUAACCCAUAAUAAAGUUUAAUUGUUCAAACCGA
Tigriopus californicus is the source of this 812-nucleotide messenger RNA. RefSeq lists its product as uncharacterized. NCBI's taxonomy places the organism in Eukaryota, Metazoa, Arthropoda, Copepoda, Harpacticoida, Harpacticidae. Bases 213 to 695 code for a protein of 160 amino acids. The record is from RefSeq and is a predicted model, not a curated record. The transcript is spliced from 3 exons.